AUGAAUAAUGAACCCAAUCCUUCUCUCACUUUAAGUUUAUCAGCAAUCGAGCUCAACCUCGAACCGGAACCGGAACCUGAACCUUCAUCUCUUCCUCGAUCGUCGUUGUCUUCACCCAGGGUCGAACCCCGAGUUUUCCCCUGUAACUACUGCCGGAGAACGUUUUACAGUUCCCAAGCUCUUGGGGGACACCAAAAUGCUCACAAACUCGAGAGAACCUUAGCCAAGAAAAGCAGAGAACUAAGUUCAAGUUUUCGGCCUUACGAAGGAUAUAGCCUAAAGCUUGGACCAAGUUCUAGCAGACAGAGAUUUCGUGGUUAUAUGAGAGAAGUGAAUUAUGAUCAGUGGAAAAAGGAAUAUAAAGCUGAUAGUCAUGUUCAAGAAGAGCUCAGCCAGGUUGAUUUAUCUCUAAGACUUUGA
This is a messenger RNA of Fraxinus pennsylvanica, 420 nucleotides long. Lineage: Eukaryota; Viridiplantae; Streptophyta; Magnoliopsida; Lamiales; Oleaceae. The record is from the annotation of a GenBank genome assembly.